Trichophyton rubrum CBS 118892 is the source of this 981-nucleotide messenger RNA. RefSeq names its product transaldolase. Gene Ontology annotation, biological process: pentose-phosphate shunt, non-oxidative branch; pentose-phosphate shunt; carbohydrate metabolic process. The coding region runs from base 1 to 981 and encodes 326 amino acids. Gene Ontology annotation, cellular component: cytoplasm; intracellular anatomical structure. Gene Ontology annotation, molecular function: transaldolase activity. NCBI's taxonomy places the organism in Eukaryota, Fungi, Ascomycota, Eurotiomycetes, Onygenales, Arthrodermataceae. The record is from RefSeq and is a predicted model, not a curated record. The transcript is spliced from 7 exons.
AUGUCUACCUCUCUUGAUCAAUUGAAGGCCUCUGGCACGACUGUCGUUUGCGACUCCGGUGACUUUGCAACUAUCGGCAAAUACAAGCCUCAGGAUGCUACCACCAACCCUUCCCUUAUCCUCGCUGCUUCCAAGAAGCCAGAGUACGCCAAGUUGAUCGAUGCUGCCAUCUCCUAUGGCAAGCAGAAUGGCUCCAACAUUGAUGAACAAGUCGACGCUGCCUUGGACAGAUUACUCGUUGAGUUCGGAAAGGAGAUCCUCGCUAUCAUUCCAGGAAAGGUCUCCACCGAGGUUGAUGCCCACUACUCCUUCGACACCCAGGCUUCCGUCAAGAAGGCCCUCCGCAUCAUCGAGCUCUACGAGUCCGUCGGCAUCAAGAAGGACAGAAUCUUGAUCAAGGUCGCCUCUACCUGGGAAGGUAUCCAGGCAGCCCACAUCUUGCAGUCCCAGCACGGUGUCAACUGCAACUUGACCCUCAUGUUCUCUCUGGUUCAGGCCAUCGCUGCCGCCGAGGCUGGUGCUUACCUGAUCUCUCCCUUCGUCGGCCGAAUUCUCGACUGGUACAAGGCUGCCAUGAAGCGAGAGUACACCGCCGAGGAGGACCCAGGUGUCAAGAGCGUGCAGAACAUCUUCAACUACUACAAGAAGCACGGCUACAAAACCAUUGUCAUGGGCGCCUCAUUCCGAAACACUGGUGAAAUCACCGAGCUAGCUGGAUGCGACUACCUGACCAUCUCCCCCAACCUCCUUGAGGAGCUCUACAACUCCAACGCCGCUGUGCCGAAGAAGCUCGACCCCGCCGGUGCCGCUAACCUUGACAUCCCCAAGCGCAGCUACCUGAAUGACGAGGCUCUCUUCCGCUUCGACUUCAACGAGGAGCAGAUGGCCGUCGAGAAGCUUCGAGAAGGUAUCUCCAAGUUUGCCGCUGAUGCCGUCACCCUCAAGGGCAUCAUCAAGGAGAAGAUCCAGGCCUCCGCAUAA